AUGACAGGCACAAAGCUCGUCCCACGACGAACCGAUCGAUCCUCUUCCCCGGAAAGCGUGCUGAUCAUCGGUGGUGGUGCGACUGGUCUCGUCACGCUGCGCAAUAUCGUCGAGGAGGUCGGCUCGGAUUCGUCUGGAUCCUACCCGCUUUUCGCACCGCUACUCGUGGAACGUCGCGAUGACGUUGGAGGGGUAUGGUACUGGUCCGACUCUACGUAUUCUUUGGAACGUUCGAUCGGAGCGGACAAGUGUCAGCGACAGUCGCCGUUGUUCGAUCAUGCGGGCAAACCGCAUUGGCCUUCACCGGCGUAUCUGAACCUGAGGGGGAAUGUUCUGCCGGAGUUUCUCGAGUUCUCGGGAAAGAAGAUGGAAAAACCAAAGAACGACGAGGUGUUUCCGACCCUAGAAGAAACGCACGAGUAUCUUAGGGACUUUGCGGAACCCUAUCGCAAGUACAUCAAGACAGGGGUAGAAGUGCUGAAAGUGCAAGAGUUGCCCCAAGAUCGUGGGUGGCAAGUGACGCUCAAACACUGGUCCCGAGAAAGCAUCACCGCUGCAGAUACGAUCAGCUUUACCCCGUACAUCGAAACGCUCACCUUCGACCGAGUCAUCGUCGCUGCCGGUUGGUACGAUACACCCUAUUACCCGGACGUACCUGGUCUCGCUCACCUCGCUUCCCAAACAUCCCACAUCCACCACUGCAAACACUACCGCGACUCCACCCCUUACGUCAACAAACGCGUCAUCGUCGUCGGAAACAACAACUCCGCCAACGAAGUAGCUGCCCACCUCGCACCCUUCAACUCACCGCAACAUCCAGUGUACAGGUCGAGCAAGAGUGCACCUAUCGAGAAAUGCCCCGCUUUGCCGGAUGAGAGGAUCAAAGAUGUUGGUAUGAUCAUCGAGUACAAGUUGGUCGGGGGGAAAGUGGAAGUUAGAUUGGUAGAUGGCAGUGUGAUUUCCGGAGUAGAUUAUGUGAUUUUGGGAACGGGAUAUGGACAGAAGUAUACUUGGUUGCAUGUUUUGACGGAUGAGAGUCGAUCGAAUGGUGGGGAAGAGGUGGAGGUUUUGACGCCGGAUGCGUUGAGAGCUACGAGGGUACCGUUCCUGUACAACCACGCGUUGUUCUGCAAAAGCCCGCGGUUGACGUUGGCGUUUGUAGGGUUGGUGGUUUCCUACAUGCCGUUCUCGUUCAACGAUUUGUUGAGUGCAUGGAUUGUAGGUGUUUGGAGUGGCAAGAUCACUACCGUACCUACCUCAAUCGAUUCCCGCCUACGAUUCGAAAAGGAUCGACUCGAAUACCUCUACACACAACGUUGCAAAACCACCACCCCAGGGACAACACCCGAUCCCGCCAACCCAACUACUUACGCAGGAUAUCACCUUAUCGGCGGUAGCCUCGCCGAAGGUCCUCCGAGCGAACUCCACUUUGCCGCCCAACUGUUCGACGAACUCGCUGCUGCCGACCCCAAGAGGAUCGCCAAGUUCGAAUACAAGUGGGACAAGGAACGCGAGGAGAAACAGGUAGGAAUGUAUCGGAGAAAGAAGCUGUGGUUGGAGCAGAACGGCGAGAGGAUACGCAACGAUCCGUUCGAUCUAUUGGGCGUCAACAGGCAGAGGUACGGUUGGUUGGUCAGGGAGUUGGUUAGCGAGGAGUGGAGGAGCAGAGGAGAGGAGCAGGGGGAAGAGGGGAGAAGGGCGAAUCUUUGA
Messenger RNA from Pseudozyma hubeiensis SY62, 1710 nucleotides. RefSeq lists its product as hypothetical. The record is from RefSeq and is a predicted model, not a curated record. NCBI's taxonomy places the organism in Eukaryota, Fungi, Basidiomycota, Ustilaginomycetes, Ustilaginales, Ustilaginaceae. The transcript has a single exon. The coding region runs from base 1 to 1710 and encodes 569 amino acids.